This is a messenger RNA of Paramisgurnus dabryanus, 2481 nucleotides long. It is a transcript of the gene slc14a2, whose product is annotated as solute carrier family 14 member 2. Gene Ontology annotation, molecular function: urea transmembrane transporter activity. Gene Ontology annotation, biological process: urea transmembrane transport. Gene Ontology annotation, cellular component: membrane. The record is from RefSeq and is a predicted model, not a curated record. Lineage: Eukaryota; Metazoa; Chordata; Actinopteri; Cypriniformes; Cobitidae.
CCCAGCAGCACCCUGAUGAAGAAAGCUCAGCGUGUGCAUUUGUUGAGAAAAAAAGCAUUUGGAGACUUAUGUUCCUUACAGCCCACGUGCUCUCUGGAAUGCAUGAUUCUUAUUGGCCAGUGUCAUCAUUCAGUGGUCAGUAUUGGGACCGUUGUCCGCGCAACGCACCAAUCUCUGUGCUGUCGUUCUGACAGGAUCUACUUUAGCCUCUUGUGUUUCAUACGGUACACUUUAUUUAAGAAAGGCACCGUAACUGGCGACAGAAACAGUUACCACUUUAUUACAGACAUCCGGGACUUGAGUAAUACUUUUAUAGUAAACGUAAAACGUAACUUUUUAACUGUAAAAACAAAUCGACGAGAUGAUGGAAAGCAUCACUAAGAACAACGAUGAACCGGUAGGAGGGGUGGAGCGAUGCAUGCUUUACAUUGGUAUAAAAACUUAACAGCGAAGUGGUCUGACUCUGGAUGCCUUGAAGGCUGCUGGUUUACAGAAGAUUUUAACAACAUUUGUCUCAUUUAUGCCUGGAACACAAAUCACCAAGGCUAUUUCUCAGACCACCACACAUCUCUCCAGAACAUCGACGUCUCUGUGUUCCAGCACUCAAAAUAUAAAAGAGCUUCUACCACUCAUGGCCAAUCCACUCUCUGAUCAACAGGAAAAUGACGCACAGCGUCCGGAACAGUCACCUUCACAUCAGAAAAUGAAAAGAAAGCUCAUCCGUUGGGUCUCUUAUAUCGCUGGUGACAUGACUGCGUUUGGUAAAUGGAUGAAAAGACAGUUUAUAUUACUACAGAUUAUAGAUUGGGUAUUACGUGGUGCGGCUCAAGUGAUGUUUGUAAACAAUCCUCUCAGUGGACUCAUCAUAUUCGCCGGACUCAUCCUCCAGAACAGAUGGUGGGCACUGAAUGGUUUUGUCGGCACGUUGUUCGCUACGAUCUCUGCUCUCAUCCUCUGUCAAAACAGAGGCGCUAUCGCAGCGGGUCUUUAUGGAUAUAAUGGGAUCCUGGUUGGACUUCUGAUGGCCGUUUUCUCUAAUGCAGGAGAUUGGUAUUGGUGGCUUCUUUUUCCAAACAUCUUCAUGUCAAUGGCUUGCCCUAUAGUGUCAAGUGCUUUGGCUUCUAUCAACAGUAGGUGGGAUCUUCCUGUAUUCACCCUGCCGUUUAACAUCCUUGUGUGUCUACACAUGGUGGCCACAGGCCAUUACAAUCAUUACUUCCCUCAAGUUCUCAUCCAGCCACGCACAUCCUUGCCUAACAUCACCUGGUCUGAGAUGGAUUACGCAAAGCUCUUCCGCUCGAUCCCGGUGGGAAUCGGACAGGUAUACGGCUGUGACAAUCCUUGGACGGGUGGGAUCUUCAUGAUCGCCUUGUUCAUCUCCUCACCCGUAACGUGUGCACAUGCUACCAUUGGUUCGGCCAUUGGUAUGGUGUCAGGUCUUGCUCUUGCCGCACCGUUUGAGAACAUCUACUUUGGUCUGUGGGGUUAUAAUUGCGUGUUGGCAUGCAUCGCGAUCGGUGGGAUGUUUUACGCCCUUACAUGGCAGACGCAUCUUCUGGCUGUGGCAUGCGCGUUCUUCUGUGCAUACCUGGGCUCGGCAAUAGCAAAUGUGAUGUCUAAUUUUGGGCUCCCAGCAUGCACCUGGCCCUUCUGCCUGUCCGCCCUUACGUUUCUUUUGAUCACUACGGAGACAAAAGGCAUUUAUAAAUUGCCUCUUGCUAAGGUUACCUACCCUGAAAAAAACCUGAUAUAUUUCUGGAAGAUGAAGAAAGAGGAGAGGGCCGCUAAAGAAAAGAAAAAACAAGAGAAAAUGCAGUUAGACUCGCAGAUAAAGAAAGACGAGGAAAUAUUGGUUACAAUGGAGAAGGAUAAACCGGACAUUUGCACUGUGGCCGUACAGGAAGAGGUCGAUGCUAAGAGAGAAAAUCUAACAGACCAGAUGUGAUUUCAUUUAACUUGAGUAUAAGUCUCAUUAUUAUGAAAGUUAAUGUAUAAUAUAUAUAUUUUUUGAUAUUUACCACAUUUAUUUUUCAAGGAUCCAACAGUUUUUCCUUUAUAUAAGCAUUAUGUUUGUGUACAAUCUAAAACAAUAAUUAAAUUAAGAAAGUUUGCACAUAAACUAGGAAUUUACAAUGAUUUAUUGUCCAUAUUUCAUCUAGGAAUGUUCUUUGGAUAUGGUCCAAUCCUAUCAUUUUGAUUGAUGCUUCACAAACUGGCAUUAAUUUUUUGUAUAACAAAAGCAUGAGAGUAUUUCACAUAUUUAGCUUGCAGGCAGGGAGAGACAGAUGCAGGUCUGUAACCUGUUGGGAUGAAGAAUACUUGAUUUUUUAAUGCCUUACCCGAUACAAGCUUAUUUUUUAACCGUAAUGAAGAUACAAAAAUAGAUGAUGAUUUUCAAUAUGAUGGCUGGUCUGCUAAGAUCAAUGUUUUAUCAUCUGUAAAGACCCCUAUUGUAUUUGUUAGUUUUCUUAUUAUUAUUUU